Molecule: messenger RNA, 2499 nt
Organism: Sclerotinia sclerotiorum 1980 UF-70
Lineage: Eukaryota; Fungi; Ascomycota; Leotiomycetes; Helotiales; Sclerotiniaceae
Exons: 3
Coding region: 1-2499 (832 amino acids)
Biological process (GO): carbohydrate metabolic process
Molecular function (GO): aldehyde-lyase activity
Source: RefSeq, a predicted model, not a curated record
AUGGCUCCAGCUUCUGGCGAGGUCGAAGUGGAGAGCAUUUCUGCGUAUGGAGUUGCUCGCACCACCGUCGACGAAAAGCCGCUUUCAGCUGAGGAAGUUAAGAAAUAUGACGCUUACUUCAGUGCUUGUAUGUAUCUAUGCCUCGGCAUGCUUUACCUCCGAGAGAAUGCCCUACUCAAAGAACCGCUCAAGAAAGAACAUCUGAAGGCUCGACUUCUAGGACAUUGGGGCUCAGAUGCUGGUCAAGCUUUCACAUAUCUUCAUAUGAAUCGCCUCAUCAAAAAGUACGACUUGAAUGCGUUAUUCGUCUCUGGUCCAGGUCAUGGGGCUCCUGCUGUACUUUCAAAUGCGUAUUUGGAGGGUACUUACUCAGAAGUUUAUCCUGAUAAGGCGGAGGAUGAGGAAGGAAUGCGAAAAUUCUUUAAGCAGUUCUCUUUUCCGGGUGGAAUUGGUAGUCAUGCUACUCCAGAAACACCGGGUAGUAUUCAUGAGGGAGGAGAGCUGGGAUACUCCAUCUCACAUGCUUUCGGCACUGUCUUUGAUAAUCCCAACUUAAUCACAUUGACGAUGGUUGGUGAUGGAGAGGCGGAAACGGGACCUUUGGCUACAGCCUGGCAUUCAACUAAAUUCCUCAAUCCGAUUACAGAUGGUGCUGUUUUACCGGUUUUGCAUCUCAACGGUUACAAGAUCAAUAAUCCUACGAUCCUUGCUCGGAUCAGUCACAAGGAACUGGAAUCUUUAUUCAUCGGUUAUGGAUGGAAACCAUACUUUGUCGAGGGAAGUGACCUCGAGAGUAUGCACCAAGCUAUGGCAGGAACUCUGGAACGCUGUGUCGUCGAGAUUCGUAAAUACCAGAAGGAAGCACGUGAAUCUGGUAAAGCAAUUCGACCACGCUGGCCCAUGAUUGUCCUUCGUAGUCCUAAAGGAUGGACAGGUCCAAGGAAGGUUGAUGACAAGUUACUUGAAGGUUUUUGGCGUGCACAUCAAAUCCCACUGCCAAAUGUUGCAAGUAAUCCAGAACACUUGAAAGUUUUGGAGGCUUGGAUGCGCAGCUACAAGCCUGAAGAGGUUUUUGACAAGGAGGGUAAACUACUGCCUGAGCUAAAGGAAUUGGCUCCUGUUGGCAAUGCUCGUAUGAGUGCCAACCCUGUUGGUAAUGGUGGAAUCCUCAGGAAACCACUCGACAUGCCCGAUUUCCGCAAAUAUGCAUUUGAGAAUAUUGAAGCUGGUGUUAGUCUUCUUCCUAGUAUGUCUAACAUGGCCAAGCUCUUACGCGAUGUGGUUGCCAAAAACAUGCACACUUUCCGAUUAUUUGGACCUGAUGAAACCGAGUCAAAUAAACUUGGCGAAGUUUACAAGGCUGGUAAAAAGGUUUGGAUGGGGGAGAAUUUCGAAGAAGAUGCUGAUGGUGGUAAUCUUGCUACCGAAGGUCGUGUCAUGGAAAUGCUUAGUGAGCAUACUGUUGAGGGUUGGUUGGAGGGAUAUAUUUUAUCUGGUCGUCAUGGUUUACUCAACAGCUAUGAACCUUUCAUUCACGUUAUUGAUUCUAUGGUUAAUCAACAUUGUAAAUGGAUUGAGAAGUGUAAUGAAGUCGAAUGGCGAGUAAAGAUGGCAUCUCUUAAUAUUCUUUUGACAGCCACUGUUUGGAGACAGGACCACAAUGGUUUCACCCAUCAAGAUCCUGGAUUCCUCGACGUCGUCGCCAACAAGAGUCCUGAAGUCGUACGAAUCUACCUCCCACCCGAUGGAAAUUGUCUUCUCUCCUGUAUGGAUCAUUGUCUUCGCAGCACAAAUUACGUCAACGUUAUCGUCGCUGAUAAACAAGAUCAUCUCCAAUUCCUAAAUAUGGAAGAUGCACUCACUCAUUGUGAAAAGGGACUGGGAAUCUGGGACUGGGCCUCUAACGACCAAGGUUUCGAACCAGAUGUUAUCAUGGCUGCUUGUGGAGACGUACCCACGCACGAGUCUCUAGCUGCUACGGCUCUCCUUCGAGAACUCAUUCCAGAUCUAAAGAUCCGUUUCGUAAACGUGGUCGAUCUAUUCAAAUUAAUCCAUCACGGUGAUCAUCCCCACGGUAUCACAGAUAAAGAUUGGAUCUCCAUCUUCACAUCCAACAAACCCAUCAUCUUUAAUUUCCACUCCUACCCAUGGCUCGUUCAUCGACUCACCUACAAACGUCCCGGUCAAGUCAACAUCCACGUUCGCGGAUACAAGGAAAAGGGUAAUAUUGACACGCCCUUAGAGUUGGCAAUUAGGAAUCAAACGGAUCGAUAUAGUUUGGCGAUGGAUGCUGUGGAUAGGGUGGAGAGACUGAGUAAUAAAGGAGCGCAUGUUCGCGAGAAAUUGCUGAAUAUGCAGAUUUUGGCUAGGAGGGAUGCCUUUGAGAAUGGGAUUGAUCCGGUGCAUAUUCGGGAGUGGAGAUGGCCGUUUCAGAGGGGUGGGAAGGAUGAGGAGAUGUUGAAUAUGUUGAGAUUGACUUCUUACAAAGAGAAGGGUUGA